ACAAAAGAUAGAAAAAUAAAAUAGGCAAAUCUAAAUAUUUUCUUGUACCCGUUGUUAUUUUUCAGCAACUACCAUUCAACUCAAGGCUGGUGAACGAAGAAUGGCAGAUAUGGGGGCAAAGAUUGUGCCUGGUUUUUGCACAAGUUUGUUGCCAUUUAUGUAAUUGUGCCGGAUUUUUGUCGCCGAGUGUAUAAUUUUUUCCGCAAUUUUGGACCCACCUGGUUGAAUUUGGGGAAUUUUUGAUGCUGGAUCGGCAGAGUUCCGAGCAUUCAAGGGUUUUGAAAAGUAAACGGGUUUUUGAGAGAUAGGCUGUUCAUUUGACUGUUUAAAACCAGUUAAUUUGUCUGUUAAAGUCGCCGGGCCGGCUCAUUCAUCGUAGAUUUGUGCUGAUUUGGUGAAAAAGUUCAGGUGUUGAUCAAAUGUGAAAAUUGUGUAGUAGUGCAGAAUUUUAUAGAGAUUGGAACUCAUGGAAUCAGUUUCCGCUCCGGGAAAUAGCGAAGAAGAGAAUAAAUCUACUCCGGUGGAUCCUGUGGAAAUUGAUGUCGCAAUAGAAAAUGAUGAUAAUAAUAAUGAUGUCGGAUUGGUGGAAGAGGCUUUAGAAGUAUUGAGGUUAGAGGAGAAUAGCUUUGUGCAGGAACAGGGGAGCAACGAAGACCUUGGGAAAAAUGAACCUGAUAUUAAUAAUGGAGAUGAUUUGAUUCGAGCCGUGGACGUUGAUGAUGAUGGCGAUGGUAAAAUUUAUAAUAAGAAUGCGGACUGUAGCUUAGAGGUUGAGGAACCCUAUCCCAGCCAGGAAUUCGCAGAAUUAAGUUCGCAGAAAGAGGUUUCUGAGGAGAAAGAUGGGAAAGACGAGGAAGUUUUAGAACCGGAAAAGGGCAGCGUUGAUGAAGGUGCAGAAGUUAAGGAAUUUUCAGAAUUACCGGAGCGAUUGGAGGAAGAGAUCUCGGAACAGGAGGAUAAUGAAAUUGAAGCUGCGAGUAGCCCGAGCAGUAGUGGAUAUGCAGGUGGAAGAGGUAGUAGCAGUCCUGCCAGUGUUGGUAGUGGCAGUGGAACGGACGAAAUCAAGUUAGGUGGGGAAACAGGGUUUUAUGAUAAUGGAAAUGGCGCACGUCCAAUGAAGGCAGCUUCGAAGCGGAACAUUAAUGAGGACGAAUCCUCAAUUUCAUGGAGGAAGAGAAAGAAGCACUUCUUCAUACUUAGUAAUUCUGGCAAGCCAAUUUACUCUAGAUAUGGUGAUGAGUACAAGUUGGCUGGUUUUUCAGCAACUCUGCAAGCAAUUAUCUCUUUCGUUGAGAAUGGUGGAGAUCAUAUCAGAUUAGUAUGUGCGGGUAACUAUCAGAUUAUUUUUCUUGUUAAGGGUCCAAUUUAUUUGGUCUGUAUAAGCUGUACAGAAGAACCGUUUCGAGCUUUGAAGGGGCAGUUAGAACUUCUUUAUGGCCAGAUGUUGCUAAUUUUGACAAAGUCAAUAGACAAAUGCUUUGAAAAAAACUCCAAGUUUGACCUGACACCCUUACUUGGAGGCACAGAUGCUGUCUUCGCAUCUCUUGUACAUGCAUUCAGUUGUAAUCCUGCAACAUACUUGCAUGCGUAUAUGUGCCUUCCUCUACCUUACUCGACCAGACAAGCUGCAGGCGCUAUUCUCCAAGAUGUUGCAGAUUCUGGUGUCUUAUUUGCCGUUCUCAUGUGUGGUCAUAAGGUUAUUAGCCUUGUUGGAGCACAAAAGGCAGUCCUUCAUCCAGAUGACAUGCUAUUACUUUCAAAUUUUGUGUCCUCUUCAGAAUCUUUUAGAACAACUGAAUCAUUCUCUCCAAUUUGCCUGCCAAAAUACAAUGCAAUGGCAUUCCUUUAUGCUUAUGUGCAAUACCUUGAAGUAGAUACAUACCUGGUGUUGCUUACCACUAGUUCUGAUGCUUUUUUCCAUCUCAAAGAGUGCCGGAUACGCAUUGAGAAUGUUCUGGUCAAAUCACAAGUUCUAAGUGAGAUUCAAAGGUCUGUGCUAGAUGGUGGUCUGCAUGUGGAAGACCUACCCGGUGAGAACACAGUGCCUAUGAGAUCAACGUCCUCCCGUGCUGAACAGGAUAUGGUUGGAUCUUCUACAGGAAUUGAGAGAAGAAACAUUGGAAUUGGAGGUCCAGCUGGGUUAUGGCAUUUUAUGUACCGUAGUAAUUAUCUGGAUCAGUAUGUAGCUUCAGAAUAUCCACCACCCUUAAAUAACCGUAAUGCACAGAAGAGGUUAUUCAGAGCUUAUCAAAAUUUGUAUGCCUCAAUGCAUGAUAGGGAUAUAGGACCUCAUAAGAUGCAGUACAGGAAAGAUGAAAACUAUGUUCUAUUAUGCUGGAUUACUCAGGAUUUUGAGCUUUAUGCAGCUUUUGAUCCACUGGCUGAAAAGAGCUCAGCAAUAACUGUUUGCAAUCGUGUCUGCCAAUGGUUGCGAGACGUUGAAAGUGAGAUAUUUUUACUAGGAGCAGGCUCAUUUUCCUGGUGAUUCUUGUUAGUUUACACCUAAAGUUGUAAUCUUGAUUAUAUCCAAAAACAAUUUAUUUUUUCUCAUCUGGGCUGACAAAUCAAGCUGAUUGUAUAUUGGAGCAUAAAUAGCUUCCCUCUGAACUUGUAAUAUAAUAUUUCUCAGGAAUUUUUUUUGCUAAUAAAAUAUCUGAGAGUUUUUCGAAAAGAA
Molecule: messenger RNA, 2674 nt
Organism: Cryptomeria japonica (Japanese cedar)
Lineage: Eukaryota; Viridiplantae; Streptophyta; Pinopsida; Cupressales; Cupressaceae
Product: vacuolar fusion protein MON1 homolog
Exons: 14
Coding region: 467-2485 (672 amino acids)
Biological process (GO): vesicle-mediated transport; protein targeting to vacuole
Source: RefSeq, a predicted model, not a curated record